GGUUGAUGCAGUUUUCACACUAUGGAGUGGGAAUAGCUUCAAAGAGAGAGACGCACGAUAAUAGACACAAGAUGAGUUCUCAGCAGUUUCCCAGGGCUGCACUGCCUCCUCCUGGAGCUGGACCAGGUCAGGCUUCUACUGACAGCAGCGUUCUAGGCACACAAUCAGUGGGCAGUGAGGACAGCAGCCGUGAAGUGGAUCACUCUCAGGAGCCUCCACCUGGCAGCAGCAGUGGCAGUGCAGGUGGAAUUGCAUCGUUCCGUGAUGAUAAGCAUGAGACGGUGGUGGUCAGGCCCUACCCACAGGUCCAAGCUCUAGGCCAGCCUCCUGCUUUGCCUCAGCAUGUGCCUAUUCAGCCCAGCCCUCCUGUAACUGUGGCUGCCCCAUCAGUCCAACUACUACAGGGCCAGCAGUCCAGCGUCAGUGAGGGCUCAGUGAAAGCUGCCCUGAAGUCACCUAUGCCCAGUCGUCUUAUAGCACCUGCUCCGGCCAUUAGCCAAGGUCAUGUUCCUGUUCCAGCCAAAGUGUCUGGACAUAUUACCGUUCCCCUUGAGAGCAGCAUUGCUCCAGCUUCUAUACCAGUGGCAACCAUCAGCGGUCAGCAGGGACAGAGUAAUCGGCAUCAACUAAUGGCCACUAACGUGCAGAUCUUCAGGGGCAGUGCAUCUGCGCUACAGAUCGGAUCUCCUGCUCCUUCCCACACUUUCACCUCCCAUCUGCCCAGAGGUGCAGCUGCUGCAGCUGUCAUGUCCAGCACUAAAGGCCCUACUGUUCUCAGACCAGCCGGAGGAGGGAACGCAGGCCCUAGCCAACCUGCAGCUGUGCAGCACAUUAUACAUCAGCCUAUUCAGUCUCGACCUUUGGUGAAUGCCUCGACGGCUGUUCUGCCCACCAUGGUGGCUCCCAUCCCAGCUGCUAGAACCCAGUCCCCAGUCAUUAACACCCCUGUCACACAUGCUGCAGAGAUGAUUCAUGGGCGACCAGUAACCAUUCACCCUCCACCAACCACCAUCAACAUCCAGCGUACCUCCCCUCCCCGGGACACUGCCACGCGCAUCACCCUCCCACAUUUUUCUUCCCUUUGUCCAUGCGCACAUUUUAGAACUGACUCCAUUUUUCAUUCUUUCUUAAUGUUUCUGGCCUCUCCAGCUAAAGUGGUUCCUCAACCGAUUGCCCACACUUCCCCACGCAUCCAGCCAGAGUACCCAGGAGAAAGGACCAGCCUGAUUCCCAUCUCAGGCCAUCGCUCUUCUCCAAACCCUGUCACCAUGGAGGCUCGCGGCGAUAACAGGCCAUCAGUGCCAGUGCAAUUUCAGUACUUUCUACCCACAUACCCUUCAUCCCCGUAUCCUCUGACCCACACCUACACCCCCAUCACCAGCUCGGUCUCCACCAUCCGCCCCUACCCAGUAACGGCUCCAGCUCAGAGCUCAGCUCUUCCUGCUCAGGCUGGUGUUGGUGUGGCCACCACUGUGCACUUGAACCCCAUGCUGAUGGCAGUGGAUCGCAUCGGCCUGCCAUCUGCCCAGAUCAGCACUCAGAACAUCCAGCCAGCCUCUAUGACUGCUCAGGGCAUUCAGCCUGCACCAAUAGGAGUGCAGGGGCUGCAUGCCACUGCACCAAUCGGCACCCAGAGCGUACAGCAGGCUCCGCAACAGCCACAAUCAGAAGCAAAACCACCAGGUGUUGUUUUGGCUGAAAGUCCUGCUUUUGUCACUAAUCCAAUCGGGAGCACUUUUAGUGGCACGCAGCCUGUCACUACGAUGGUGCAGACACACCCCCAGGGGGCGGCUACAGGUGCACCCACACUCAUCUCCUCCCCUCGACCUAGCAUCCUUCGCAAAAAACCUGUGAAUGAGGGGGCAGUGCGUAAAAGUCUGAUCCCAGCACAGACAAGUGAGCAUAACGCUGGCCGAAUGGAUAGUGGGAUAAGGCUCUCGGGAUCCCCUCGCCCAGUGGGAGUGAAGCCCAAAUCUGAUGUUCAUGUUGCUAUGGCGUCCCCAGUCAUGGCAACCGUGGAGUCUCUUCCGAGUCACGGAGGUGAGCAGCAGCCGCUGUGCACUCCUGCUCAGCAUCAUUCACAGGCCAUUCCCACCGUUCUGGCUCCACCAGCUCCGACACCUCCCUCUCAGCCCACUGCCGUUCUUUCAGCCCUGCCGGCAGCCAUGGCUGUCACUCCCCCUGUGCCUGCCUCCAUGGCCAAUGCAGUGGCUUCUCCCACUCAGCCAGCUGCCACCAGCACUGCUGCCCUGAGCUCCACCCUUCCAGAGGUUAAAGUGAAACAGGAAACUGAGCCAAUGGAUACUUCACAAGCAGUGCCCUUAGCUCCUUUUUCGACGGGUCCGGCUCCAUCCCUCUCCUCUCAGGCCUCCACCCUGGCCAUAUCUUCCCAACCCGGAGACCUCCUACCCGGGGCCUCUCCAAGAAAGAAACCCCGCAAACAGCAGCAUGUGAUCUCCACUGAGGAGACGGAGAUGGUGGAGACCAACAGCACAGACGAAGAGAGAGCUAGCAGCCGAGCUCCAGGAAACAGACCUGAAAGACAUGAGUCUCCACCUAGGGAAUAUGUUGAUGAGGACGGUGUUCGUUACGUACCAGUCCGCCCCAGACCGCCCCUCACUCUGUUGCGCCAAUACCGUAACCCAUGGAAGGCUGCCUAUCACCACUUCCAGAGGUACUGUGACAUCAAAGUCAAAGAGGAGAAGAAAGGCAGCCUUCAGGACAUGGCCAAUCAGAGAGGAGUAGCAUGUCGAGCUCAGGGCUGGAAAGUGCACCUGUGUGCUGCACAGCUGCUACAGCUGACUAACUUGGAGCAUGACGUGUACAGCCGGCUGACCACCCUGCAGGAAGGCCUCAUCCCAAAGAAGAGAGCUGGAGCUGACGAGGAUCUGCACCGCAUCAAUGAGCUCAUACAAGGCAAUAUGCAGCGCUGCAAGCUUGUGAUGGAUCAGGUGACUGAAGCUCGCGACACCAUGAUGAAAGUACUGGACCAUAAGGACAGAGUCCUGAAGCUGCUCAACAAGAAUGGAACUCCCAAGAACAGCUCCAAGUUAAAGCGCAAGGAGCGGGCAUAGAUGCCACUCCAUGGUGUUAAUCUUUGUCCUUCAGCAGAGUCGAACACAGGAAUGCUCUUCAAAAGCUGGACCUGUUAUGGUUUAUCAGGUUGCUGUGCACAAUCAUCUACUUUCUUUUACAGUCUCGAAAAGAGAGAGAGAGAGAGACUGUUGUAAACCAUUGAACUGUUUUUAUAGGAACUGCUGCUUACUGUGGACUGUUAAACUGUCCAUUGGGUAUGAGGCAGCCUGGUUAACCAAUGGUUUUUGUUUGUCCCCUAAAGAAAUUCUUUAAGUAUUUCAUUUUAAAAGAAACAUGUUGUCUUCUUUUUUUUUUUUUUUAGUUGUAGAGGCGAUGCUUUUGCUGUAAUGGACUUUAAAGAUCAGAAAGGUCAUGUUUGCUAGAUGUAACUCCUGUAUCUAGUUUGAUUCACACCGAGUACAGAAUGCACACACGCACAUGCUCGCAGAGUGUGCUAGCUUUCCAUGUUUUGGUACCUUGUAACAUGGGUGAAACUGGGUUGUUGUUUUUUUUUUGUUAAAUACAAACGUUGAAGUUAAUCUCUCCCAGAUUAGUCAGAAAUUCCACUAUGAAAAUAUGUGGUAAUAGACUCGUUCUAACCAGAUAUAAUGCCCUCUAACCCUUCCAGUUUUUUUCAUCACUGUAAACAUUCAAGCGCUAUAGUGACUGAUGGUCGUACAAAGUGUGUACUUGAAAGAAUCAGUAUAAUUAUGUGAAUUUAUAUUAUAAGAAUGUGUGUAAUGUUUUAUGUUUCACUGUAAGAAAAUUGUUCUUAAUGGAAGUGAUGUGGUUUUCACUGUUUUUUUUUUUGUGCUGUUUUACAGAUAUGUUGUUCUGGGUUUGAAUAAUAAUUUAGCUAUUUUGUAAGUUUUUUUUUUUUCUUCAUUCUUACAUUCUUUUAUUUUUCCAUGUGUAACUAUUAUGUGCUAUUGCAGUAAAACUGGAUACAUUUA
Molecule: messenger RNA, 4028 nt
Organism: Sinocyclocheilus rhinocerous
Lineage: Eukaryota; Metazoa; Chordata; Actinopteri; Cypriniformes; Cyprinidae
Product: histone deacetylase complex subunit SAP130-like
Exons: 19
Coding region: 6-3074 (1022 amino acids)
Biological process (GO): negative regulation of transcription by RNA polymerase II
Cellular component (GO): Sin3-type complex
Source: RefSeq, a predicted model, not a curated record